Messenger RNA from Corythoichthys intestinalis (scribbled pipefish), 12935 nucleotides. Its product is annotated as gastrula zinc finger protein XlCGF8.2DB-like. Gene Ontology annotation, molecular function: DNA-binding transcription factor activity, RNA polymerase II-specific; RNA polymerase II transcription regulatory region sequence-specific DNA binding. The record is from RefSeq and is a predicted model, not a curated record. NCBI's taxonomy places the organism in Eukaryota, Metazoa, Chordata, Actinopteri, Syngnathiformes, Syngnathidae. Gene Ontology annotation, biological process: embryo development; urogenital system development; regulation of transcription by RNA polymerase II. The coding region runs from base 569 to 1669 and encodes 366 amino acids. The transcript has 4 exons. Gene Ontology annotation, cellular component: nucleus.
GGUAGUCGGUACUCACAUUGGAUUGCGACAAGAAGUACGGCGCAACAGGCUGUUUGGGAGAGGACUAAGAUCGAAGCCUCGAUGACGUGUCAAUUUAUUAUGGUCUCAAACAUCCUUUUGCCAAUCUUCAAGCUGUCUCGGCAAUCGUUAAAAGUUUUGCGGCCUACUUUAGCCUAGCUUAGCUGGCCGCUAACAAAGGAACAAGGCGUCUCCAUCGACAAGCCAGCAGAAAUCAAGUGAGGAAAAUGUCCACGAGGACAUCGCCUGCAGCAAAGUUCCCGGAGGAAGUUUCUGGCGUAAAAGAGGAGCCUCCACGUCACGAACACUCGACUGUUUGCAAAAUGCAUCUAAAAGUUGUUCUGCACCGACUAGAAGAUGUCGCGUGACGAGUGUGGCAAUGCCCUUGCUGCAAACUGCUGCCUGCGCCUGAAGGAGGAGGCUAUUUCAAUGAACGAUGACUACCAGUUUGCAUAGUUAUCAGCCAAUCGGACAUUGUUGUCAUGGGAAUAAGAGCCCAUAAUGCAAGCGUUUCAGAAAAUAUCUUGGUCCUGAGCAACAGGAGUUGGAGAUGACUGGCGUUAAAGAGGAAGUAGAGCAUCUCCAGAUCAAAGAGGAGUCAGAGCCUCCUCAACAGCAAAAGAGUGAAGAACAACUUCCACCCAAAAAGGAGGAGGAAGAGCUGCCAUGCGUUAAAGAGGAGGAAGAUAUCCCCGGGUCGACUGGGUUAGGUGAACCCUUGAAGAAUGAAGAUGGUCUGAGUGAGGCCAACAGAACGGCGGAGCCUCCAAGCGGCAGCAACAGCUCAAUAGGAUUCCAGGCAGAUGAUUUCAUUGCUCCUCCAUCAGAUAGCAACAAUGUCAUGUCACACUUGCCUUACAAUGUUGAUGAGGAUGACGACGUUCAUAAGAAAGCUUACAGUGAUGACAAACUCAAAUGCCCUCUGUGUGGGAAAACCUUUGCUAAUAAGUAUACAUGUCGUACGCAUAUGAAGACCCACUCUAGUGGCUUUUCCUGCUCAGUUUGUGGUAAAAAAUUCACUCAGAAGAGAUGCUUAAAUAGUCACGAAAGAAGCCACCUUGGUGAAAAACCUUUUUCCUGCUCUGACUGUGGCCGAAGAUUUACAGAAAAAAAAGCUUUAAUAAUACACACAAGAACCCACACUGGUGAGAAACCUUUUUCCUGCUCAGCUUGUGGUCAAAGAUUCAAUGUUAGGGACAAUUUAAAAAGACACAUAAGACUCCACACUGGUGAGAAACCUUUUUCCUGCUCAAUUUGUGGGCAAGAGUUUACUUUAAGUCAAAAUUUUAAAAGACACACAAGAAUCCAUACUGGAGAAAAACCUUUUUCCUGUUCUGAAUGUGGCCAAAGUUUCAUCGAAAAGAAAUCUUUAAAUAUACACACAAGAAUCCACACUGGUGAGAAACCUUUUUCCUGCUCAGAUUGUGGUCGAAGAUUUAGUCACCGAAGCACUUUAAAAGUGCACAUUAGAAUCCACACUGGGGAGAAACCUUUUUCCUGCUCAGUUUGUGGUCAAAAAUUCAGAGUUAGGGAAAACUUUAAAAAACACAAAAGAAUUCACACUGCUGAGAAACCUUUCUCCUGCUCAGUUUGUGGUCAAAAAUUUACUCAGAAGGAUCAGGUUAAGAGACACGAGUGUUUGUUGGCGUGAGAAGCGUUGGCCAAUGACGGUUUUGCCUGUCAUCCAUGCUGGCUUCAUCGGUUUGUGCACGCAAAAAGAUGGUAUUCUGUGGACCUUCCUCAAAUCCUGUUGAAGGAUCACACUUUUGGCGCUUUAUAUGUCGUUCGUCCAAUCUUAGUUUGAUGUAGAAUUGAAUGGAAAGCUAUGGAAUUUAUAUUAUUUUGUUUCAGAUUCAAACUAUUUUUGAAUGCUCUUAUGAUAACAUGCAAACAUAGGUUAUUUUUCACUUAUGUAUACCCAAAAACUGUUAAAACGGGGGGGUUGACAAUACUUCGCGGUUUUUCCACUUUACAUGGUUGGUUUGGACCCCAUAAACAGUGAUAAUUGAGGGAUCACAGUAUAUAUAUAUAUGUACUAUAUAUAAUAUAAUAUAUAUAUAUGUACAUACACAUAUACACACAGUCUCUCAUUUCUGCAGAUAUUUAAGUAUAUCUGUUUAUGGGACAACACUGACAAAAUUGACACUUUGACACAAUGAAAAGUAGUCAGUGUGCAGCUGUAUUGGAAAAAACACCUGUAACAUUUUUAUGACCUUUUUAUGAUCUUGUAACCUUUUUUGUGACCCGAAUUGUUCCAUAUAUGUAUAACUAUACACAUAUAAACAUAACUGCGUCAUAAUUGCUUUUUAACUGCGCCAUAACUGCCUUUGAGAAAAGUAACUAAAUGUGUGCUCUAGGUGCACACAUUCUUUUGGACUGAUAAUGCAACUUCUUAUCAGGUUAUGCUCGCCUCUCUGACGGGAGUUUUAGCUCAUUGCUAUGGUAACCAAGAUAUAUGAUGCUACUCAGAAGUGCAACGAGUGAACCAAUUAUAUUUGGACACGAGACUAAUCUCCUUAAGAGGUUGGCCAACACAUGUCAAAUUUACCAUGUUUGGGCAGGCAAUGUGUCUCCUGAGGGCAGGGGUUGGCCCCCUCUGUUCUUACGUGGCAUAUGUCUAUAAGAGCGGACUUUUUCUGGGCCACACCUAGGGUCGGUCAGAGGAUUCACGCGUAGUCGCUCGGCCGGAGUUCCUUGAUCGCUCAAACCAGGAACGUUGUGUGGCCCUCCGUUCAUUGUCGACAGGUAAGAGCUUGAUUUCAUUAUCAUAGAGGAACUCGUUGCGCUUUGGUGCGGGGAUACUUUUAGCUUCGACAACUAAUUAUCUAGCGCCAAAGUUAUGUGUGUGGAUGUGUUUUUUAACUGCUUCGUAGGGUUUUUUUGACAAUUCAGACCUAGCGUUGUAGUUAUUCUAAGCUAUGUUUCUUAUUCUGAGUGAUGCUUGAUGUUGUUUUUGCUUGCUUUUGUGGGAUUGUAAUCAGUUAGACUCCAUUUAUUCAUUUAUUUGCAAUUUCUAAUCAAUAAACAUUGUCUAUUAAGCAAAAGUGUGCCUGUUGCUUACUCACUGCGAACCUUGAAAAUUUCGUAAAACAUUUUGGCGUCACGGACAGGAUAAUCGUAUUACUUGAUAAAUUGAUUAGAAUUGAUUGGAAUUGCUGUUUGAUAAAUUGAAUUAAGUAAUACUGGGAAUUUGUUGUUUGGUAAAUUGACUUGAGUAAUACUGGGAUUGUGUUGUUUUGGGAUUUACGUAGUACUCGAUAAAUUGAGUGAACAUUCCGGUACAUUUUUGGUUUAGCGUUAUCAGUAGCGCGGGAAGUGUCGUCGGCGCGCGGGUUCGCGGCCCAGCCAAGCCAGAGAGGUGGGAGUGAAUAGUAGGGCGACGCUGAAUGACUAUAAGACGUUCAUGGUGACAUUGAACGCUGUCGAACGCGUGAAACGGUAUAGCGCGGGGACCGGAAGGGACCGGAAAUUUCAAAGUAAUACUAAGUGAGACGUAACAGAAUAGCAAUGUUUAAGAAAUUGCGGAAGUGUAAUGUGACAGAAGCUGAGGAGUCGAUCGAUGGGGUGAUCGUAACUCCUGGUUGGGAAAAAGAACCGUGGAAUGGAAUUGCGUCGUGUUUGCGCGGAUGCGGUGAUCGUCCCGAUACGUGGAUUCGUUAGGGGAUUGUACUACACACGAUGUCAGAUGAAUAGGAAUUUCUGUGGAUCUGUGUUGACAGUUAGUUUGUCAUUGAGCUCAAAUUGUAUGUUUUUUAUGUUUGGUCUGGUGUGAGCCACUGGUAGAAUGUAUGGUGAUUUUGAUUUGUAUUUGAAAUUGUGCUGUCUUGUAUGAUAAGUCAUUGGGGAUGGUUGUUGUUGUGUGACUGAAUGUGAGGCUGCGUUGCGUCAUGAUUCUUUUUUGCGAGGCUCAUGUGUAAUAGUUGACCGUUUAUUGCGUGUGGAUAAUUGUAGUUAUUGUCGCGUGACUGAUUAUGAUUUUUUGCGUGGGAUCGUGUGUGAAUAGCUGACCAUUUAUUGCGUAAAUGGCUGACCGUUUAUUGCGCAGAUUGGAAAAAACGGGUUUUUCAACAUGAGGAGUGCGGCCCUUCGGUGGCAUCCGCUGGGUUUUUGCCCAAAUUGAUUAUGAGGGGAGGUUGUAAUUGCAGCUGGGAAUAUUCCAGCCCUUUCCUUAUAUUAUUUAGGAUAACAUCGAGAAACAAAUUGGGAAAACAGGUAAAACAAAAAUGAUUUUAACAUGGAAUUUCAUUAGAGAUGAGAAUAGAUUGUUGAGCUCAAUUGAAACUUAUGGAAUGUUAAAGAUAAUUAAUUAUCAACGAGCUCAUGGAUUUAAAAUGUGUUAAGACAUUUGAUUAACUGAUUAAUUGAAUAUGACUGAGGGUGGGAACAGCUCCAUGCCAGCAUCUGCUUGAUCAACAGAUGACGGUAUUCCAGUUCCCACCCAGAAGCUCAAAACAACAAGGAUUAUUGAUAGUGUUGACAAAUUAUGUUAAUGGGAACAGUGAUAAAGUGAUUAUUCACCUUGAUGCAUCUGUAACAGUUGAGGUGUGGUAUUGGCAACUUAAGGGUUAAUAAUGUACACUCACUGUCAUGAGUUGCUUUAUUGAUAACUUGAAUUUGACAUGAGUUGCUUUAUUGGUGAUUUGAAUUUAAAAUUUUUUCUUAAGGAAUUGAAGAUGCUAAAUAUUGUCUAGGCUUAUGGCUUUUGGAUCACAUGCUGAUUGAAUUUGGCUGUCUUUGUUCAGCUGUGACCUCAGUGGCUAAUAGACAAUUCUAGAUUUCGUCGUCACGUGGAAUAGUGGCCAAUUUUGUAAUGAGUGACCACGGCAAAAUUUAUAAUGUAUGUAAUUACAGUAAAUUACAAAAGACGGAACUGAACAAUUUGGAAAGGGAAGGGAUUUUGACUUUUCAAUGUUAGAAAGAAGGUGCUUUUUGUGCCAUUAAAACCCUUGGGUGUUAUUUGUCCAUUUUUUGGCUUUUUUUGUUUUUUUUUCUGUGUUUAAAAGGAAAAAAAGCAUAUGAAAAAAUACACUAGGGAGCUGAUAUUUCCUGCAGGAUACUAAAUCAUGUAGAAGUUCAAAAUGGCACCAUCCGGGAAUUUCUAACUCAGGGGUUUUCAACCCAGUCCUCAAGGCACACUGUGGGUCCUGGUUUUUGUUCCAGCCGAUCCAGCAGAGACAGUUGAACCAAUGAGGCUUCUGCUAAAACAAGCCACACCUGACUGCAAUCAACUGAUUGCACUUGUAAAACACCAGAUUGGGGAAAAAGUGUUGUCAUCUUGUUUGGUAAGAAUGAAAUCCUGCACCCACAGUGUGCCUUAGUGGAAUAGGUUGGGAACCCCUGUUCUAACUUAUUGCAAACAGGCUGGGAAGAUUUGCACUAAACUCUUGUUAUUUUGCCAUUUUUUGGCUCAUUGACUCCCAUUAUAAAUCAUGAUUUUUGAUAUGCUGUAAACCUGAUGUGUUAUAAUGCAUUUUCCGUGAUUAUUGAUGCAAUCGCUUCUUUGGCGAGUCAAAAACAUGCAAAAAGAGGAAUUUGUGUGUUGUCACCCAAAAGUCACUAGUUGGAGCCAUAGGCCAAUACAUGAAUUUGCUUGCAAAACUCAAUACAGAUUAGUAAAAAAUUAAUGCGAUAAAAACGGUUGGCAUUACAAAAAAAUGGGUGUUUAUGUGUCUGAGCUCACUUUCAGUCUAUUUGGGCAUGCAUAUUUGCAAUUUUGCACGUGUGCACGAGACAAUAAACCGGUACUUCCCGGAAAUGGAAAAAAACCAAAACAAAAAAACACGUGUUUAUUGUUGUCGUUUGAACUUCAACUCUUAUUGGUUGGGUGUUUGAAUUUCUUUACUCUCAUUGGUUCUGGGCAUGGGAUCACCAUUUUGCAUUUCUUCCAACACAACUGUGCUCGAUGGCGGCGAGAAGUAUUUCACUGCAGAACACGAUUCGGAUGGUGUUAGAAAAUCCUGAUUCCGACGACGACCUUCGUUCGGACGCUUCUUCGGCGAGCCCAGAAGACAUUGAAGAAAUUCUUCCGGACUUUCGAUGCCGGAGGAGGACGACUUUGAUGACGAGAAAUGGGAAAUGGUUGACAACAUAAUGACGGAGAUGAAAGCGGGGAGCAGAAGGCGGGGGCACGGACAUGACCACGUUGAGGCGCAUGACGAAAUGACGGCGAUCGAGGCAAUGACGAAAGUGAGUAAGCACAUGUUUUGCAUAUCAAGGUUUGUCUUGUAAAAGCUGAUCAAAGUUCAAAGCUGUUAUUGUUGUGCGUGCUUGUGAUUUGCAGGCCUGUGCCACAUACUCCUGCCGCCGGCGCGCACUCAGGUGGCCAAUGUGUGAGUUUUUUCACAUGCUGGACUUUUCGUUCUUCAGCGCAUUUGUGCUGUUCACGGAGAUCUACCCUGAGUGGAACGUGAAGAAAAGCUACAAGCGCCGACUAUUUCUUGAGGAACUUGGCAAGGCUCUAAUUCGGCCAGAAGUUCUAAAACGGGAACCACCGCCUUUUGCCGAAGGCUUGGGAGAGCAGCGAGCUGGACCCCCGUCCAAGCGCAAACAAUGUGGCCUUUGCAGAAAGCCACUUUGGGCUUCGAACAUAAUAAUAAAUAAUAAUACAUUUUAUUUAUAACGCACUUUACAUUUAAAAAACAAAUCUCAAAGUGCACAUCAUGAAUUCUGUAUAUUGUUAUUAUGUUAACUGUUAUAUUGUAUAUAUGUUUUGUAAAAUUGUUAACAUAAAUUCUAUCAUCAAAUCAGUUGUUGUCACUUUGUCACAGUCUUGUUCUUAAAAAAUCUAUUGUUACGACUUUUACUUAUCCAAUGAUGUAAUUAUGUAAUAUAAAAUACUUUAGUUUGAUUUAUGUAUACCCUAUAUAGCAUAGUUAGUUUUGCUAUUAGGAUAAUGCUGCUAUUAUUGUCCAUAGGAGGCAAAAAAAAAAAAACUUAUGUGUAGAUAGGUCUGAUGCCACUGAAUAUUGUGAGUGGUUGAAAGUGAAAAAAUAUUCAGAAAUGACUUAGUUAUCACACUUCAAAGGAAAAGCCAUUUUUUGGACAAAAUCACAAGGGUUUAGAGUAAAUGAGAAAACUGCAAUUGUGUAAAAACUGGGCAUGCAUAAAAAAAUUGGUUGUUAAGACUUGUGGACUUAUUCAAGCCUCUAACUAUGUCAUAUGGAAUAUUCAAAUUAGACUUUUGUUUUUUAUAUAUAUACAGCAUAGUUACUUUUGCUAUUAGGAUAAUGCUGCUAUUAUUGUCCAUAGGGGGCAUUAAAAAAUAAAAAAUAUUAAUAAAAAAAAAAAUAUACGUGUAGAUAGGUCUGAUGCCACUGAACAUUUUGAGUGGUUGAAAGUGAAAAAAUAUUCAGAAAUGACUAAGUUAUCACAUUUCAAAGGAAAAGCCAUUUUUUGGACAAAAUCACAAGAGUUUAGAGUAAAUGAGAAAACUGCAAAUGUGUAAAAACUGGGCAUGCAUAAAAAAUUUGGUUGUUACGACUUGUGGACUUAUUCAAGCCUCUAACUAUGUCAUAUGGAAUAUUCAAAUUAGACUUUAGUUUUUUAUAUAUAUACAGCAUAGUUACUUUUGCUGUUAGGAUAAUGCUGCUAUUAUUGUCCAUAGGGGGCAUUAAGAAAUAAAAAAAUAUAAAAAACUAUAUAUGUGUAGAUAGGUCUGAUGCCACUGAACAUUUUGAGUGGUUGAAAGUGAAAAAAUAUUCAGAAAUGACUUAGUUAUCACAUUUCAAAGGAAAAGCCAUUUUUUGGACAAAAUCACAAGAGUUUAGUGUAAAUGAGAAAACUGCAAAUGUGUAAAAACUGGGCAUGCAUAAAAAAAUCGGUUGUUAUGCCUUAAGGACUUAUUCAAGCCUCUAACUAUGUGAUAUGUAAUAUUCAAAUUAGACUUUUGUUUUUUAUAUAUAUACAGCAUCAUUAGUUUUGCUAUUCGGAUAAUGCUACUAUUAUAGUCCAUAGGGGGCAUUAAAAAAAUAAAAAAAAAAUAAAAAACUAUAUAUGUGUAGAUAGGUCUGAUGCCACUGAACAUUUUGAGUGGUUGAAAGUGAAAAAAAAUCAGAAAUGACUUGGUUAUCACAUUUCAAAGGAAAAGCCAUUUUUUGGACAAAAUCACAAGAGUUUAGUGUAAAUGAGAAAACUGCAAAUGUGUAAAAACUGGGCAUGCAUAAAAAAAUCGGUUGUUAUGACUUAAAGACUUAUUCAAGCCUCUAACUAUGUGAUAUAUAAUAUUCAAAUUAGACUUUUGUUUUUUAUAUAUAUACAGCGUAAUUAGUUUUGCUAUUCGGAUAAUGCUACUAUUAUUGUCCAUAGGGGGCAUUGAAAAAUUAAAAAAAAAAACUUUAUAUGUGUAGAUAGGUCUGAUGGCACUGAACAUUUUGAGUGGUUGAAAGUGAAAAAAUAUUCAGAAAUGACUAAGUUAUCACACUUCAAAGGAAAAGCCAUUUUUUGGACAAAAUCACAAGACUUUAGUCAAAAUAAAAUAACGCCCAAGUUAAAGGGUACAUUUAGCCAGGGAAUGUGAGUGGAAGACAUACAGGACAACUUAUAAGAUUGCAGAAACCGCCGAGUUACCUGUUCGAGCUACUCCGGGUUCGGCUGGUCUUGAUUUACGACUCAUAUGUCCCAAGGGACACUACGGGUACAUUUUACCUAGAUCUGGAUUGUCACUUAAAGGGGUAACUAUACUUGCAGGGGUUAUUGAUGCUGAUUAUCAAGGCGAAUUGGGGGUUGUAAUGUACAAUCUGACUUCAGAACCGUUCAUUGUGAAAUCUGGCGAUUAACUAAGUUGUAAAAUCAUGCAUUUUUUGCUGAAAUAAUAGCACAGGUGAAAGACCAGGUGGUUACUGUGUUAUAUUCUGGGGAAACUAAAUGGGUUAAUGUUCCGAUACAAAAAUGUUAUUUACGGGAAAAUUGAUACAAAAAUGUGUCUGGUCCGAAGCGUUUGAAAUCUCUUCUGCUUCUUCUAGCCUGACGAUUGAUAAUGUGAUGUGGAGGCGGUUUAUUGGGUCAUCUGCUGGGAGAUCGCUACGGCUCUGCAUGGUGGAUGACGCUCGGGGAGUCCGGUGUCCAAGGGAAGUCGUCCCUGCUCCUGCACACCAGGAGUCGACAAUGCAGGAAGGGUUCGCAGAGCUCCCAUGGUGGCUGCAGGAUGCCUCAUCACGGUCACGUCUGAAACACCUGUCUGUCUGUGGCAUCUCGACAACAAAACGUGCCACUCACGCAAUGGCACUGAGUGGAUGACCGAGGUCACGUCUGACCUAUGGAUCUCGAACAGCACGGAAGUUCAAGGGAUCGGAUGGGUUCUAUGGCCCAUAUUUGCUGCUCCUGUUCCUUUGGAUCCCCCUUCUGGCCCCUUUGCCCCCUCGUUUGCCCCUUUUGUCCCCAGAUACACCAGCUUGGCCCCGAUUUUGCCCUCUUGCACGUAUCUUGCUUUGGAGAAAACGCACACGGAGAUUCACUGGAUCGUCUUGUUUCCCCCUUUCCCCACAUGUGCCGCACGGAAACAGCGUGCAUGGUACGACACCCUUCUGGGUGGAACCGGAACCGUGUUAGGCAUCUCUAACACGAUUGAUGGAGAAGUCACCAGAACUAUGUUGUCCAACACCGGAAGUGACAUUGCGCACGGUCUCUCGACCGUAGGGCUUUGGUUGCCCACAUCUAUCGUGCCUCAUGAAGAAGCAGCGUCUUUAUUCUUAGCACAAUUGUCAUGGGAUAAAGGGAUGUGGGAUGAGACACGCGAAGUAUUAACUAAUAUUUCUAAUGCAUUGAAUAUGACUGUGUGUAAUUUACAGGUACUUAACAUGAAAUUACAGCAAGAAAGGUUCCUAAGGGUGGUAACAUCAGCCUCAGUAGAUCAAUGGCGUAAGGUGUGGAACAUCUCCACUGAGUCUUGGGUAAAGGUAUAUCCUGAGAAAACAAUAUGUAAUGAAACUGUGUCAAGGAAUGUGGUUGCAAAUGACUGUGACUAAACCCUUAUUAGUUUGCAGAUAUCAUGUUUUGCCUGUAAUUACAACUAAAGCUUAUUAUUUUGUGAGACCUCAAGGGGAAUGGUUUAGCCCACAAAUCAAUCUUACUUAUGACUUAAGCGGAUGCGACACAUCGGAUAAAGGUAUUGCAUGUAUGAAACAAGUAAUGUAUCAAGAAGCAUGUUUUAACGCGACACAGGCAUUGUGUGAUUGGUAUGUAGAAAGACCUCAUGACUUGCUAUAGACCCUACCCACGUGACGUCACAACUCCGCUCUCCUGAAUGGUACCGCCCAAUUGUCCGUCAAAACAUAGUGUUAACCUGUUACGGCUACGUACAUUCCUCCUAUUUACGGCGUGUUUUUCUGCUCCUUAACAUUAAUAAUCAAAAUGGUGAAGGCGUGUGUGGCUGUUGGUUGCACUAACAGAGAAGAUGGAAGGAGAGACUUGAAGUUUUACCGUAUUCCGAGGGAUCCAAAGAGGAGAGCGAAAUGGACGGCUGCAAUUCGACGUGAAAAGUGGGCACCAAAAAAUCACCACAGACUAUGUAGUAGUCAUUUUAUAUCCGGUAAGAUGCAUUUAAGUUAUACUUAGAGUGUUUUGGGCUGACAAAUAACCACAAUUAAGAUCAUUGCUAGGCUAAUCACCGACAACAUACACGUAUGUAUGUAGUGAGAGUGCUAUCGCUAAACCAUAUAAACAUUAAAAGCCUUAACUCCAUUGACAAACGACAUGAAAUACAUUAGACUUGACAGUGGAUGUUAGCAAUAAGAAAAGAUUUUGAAUUGAAAAUUUCGUAACUCACCUUUCCAAGCACAAGAUAGAUUCCUGCCGAAUUUUCGUGGACGAGGACCUGUUUCACCCAACCAGCAACGAAGUAUUUAUAAGCCUCCAAGCUCUUGAAGUUUUUCAAAUUUUCGUGAGAAUAGGCUGAUUUUGUGUGGACAAGAUAAUUGUAAAUAUCAGCGUAGCAGAUGUCAGGCAGACGGGGCGAAGACAGUGGGUCGAAAAACAUCGAUUUGGGCAUCAAAUAUGGAUCUGGCGACUGUAUAGAACGAAGCUUUUCCACAUAACGCCUUUUAUGCAACACAUCCAGUGAGUUUACGGCAUCAGAAAGCACCGGGUGUUCCAUGAAAUGCAUUUUAAAUUCCUCGAUCAAUUGAAACCAAUGCUAAUACAGAGACAAAAUGACGGACAAGUGGGCGGAACCAUACAGCGAGCACGUGGUUUUGUGACGUCGGUGGGUAGGGUUUAUAUCAGAUAGGACCCCACUCUAUUUGUGUAGCUACUAUGAAACCACACCCACAGUUGCCUAAAACACCGUUUUCGGGUUGUCUUGACAAUGUGGAGUUUUUCAUUUGGAAUAAUCAGACCUUCAAGCUAACUAAUUUUACCUGGAGCCAGCGCUUAACGCCGGCACAGUGGGAGGCAUUACGUCUUCCUUGGAAAGUGACGCUGGAGCGCUUUAGCAGCGCACUAAACCGUUCCACGUUGCUUCAAAAGAUGAUUGAGGAACACAGGUCUAACGUUUCCAAGCUUAAAGUGUCCACAUUGAUAGCUCAAAAUGAAGUGGUACAUGCAGCCAAGGAAAUUGAGCAGGAGUCUGCUCAUCAUUGGUGGGAUAUAUUUACUGGGAUGUCUAUGACAGCAAGACAAUAUUUUGUACCUCCGAUGUUUAUAUUAAUCAUUGUAUUAAGUAUACUCACUGCUUUGAAUGUAUGUGUUUUUUGCUAUGUCCGAAAGGUAAAACGGUCGUUAACUAAUAAAAUGUAUACUUUAGCCCAUCAAUGAGAAUAACAGUUCAAACAACAAAUUCUUGGUACAAUCGGUACGUAUGUGAAUUGACUUUGCACCCAGAAGAGCCAGGACAUGUUUUUGAGUAUACUCGAAGUAUAGGGUGUGGAUAUACUCGUCGUGAAACACGUUUUGAUAACACGCAUUGAAAUGUUGACCGGUGUGGUGCAUUGCGAUCACCAUUGGUUUCAGUAUGCCCAUUUUUACGAUGUGCCAUGGUUUCAAUGGAUAUUUGAUAAUUGGGAACAAUAUAUUGAAGGAUUAAUUAAUUAAGGGGUUAAUGAUGGACCCAAUCCGGGUCAAAGGGUGGAAUGUAUUGGAAAAAACACCUGUAACAUUUUUAUGACCUUUUUAUGAUCUUGUAACCUUUUUUGUGACCCGAAUUGUUCCAUAUAUGUAUAACAAUACACAUAUAAACAUAACUGUGUCAUAAUUGCUUUUUAACUGCGCCAUAACUGCCUUUGAGAAAAGUAACUAAAUGUGUGCUCUAGGUGCACACAUUCUUUUGGACUGAUAAUGCAACUUCUUAUCAGGUUAUGCUCGCCUCUCUGACGGGAGUUUUAGCUCAUUGCUAUGGUAACCAAGAUAUAUGAUGCUACUCAGAAGUGCAACGAGUGAACCAAUUAUAUUUGGACACGAGACUAAUCUCCUUAAGAGGUUGGCCAAAACAUGUCAAAUUUACCAUGUUUGGGCAGGCAAUGUGUCUCCUGAGGGCAGGGGUUGGCCCCCUCUGUUCUUACGUGGCAUAUGCCUAUAAGAGCGGACUUUUUCUGGGCCACACCUAGGGUCGGUCAGAGGAUUCACGCGUAGUCGCUCGGCCGGAGUUCCUUGAUCGCUCAAACCAGUAACGUUGUGUGGCCCUCCGUUCAUUGUCGACAGGUAAGAGCUUGAUUUCAUUAUCAUAGAGGAACUCGUUGCGCUUUGGUGCGGGGAUAUUUUUAGCUUCGACAACUAAUUAUCUAGCGCCAAAGUUAUGUGUGUGGAUGUGUUUUUUAACUGCUUCGUAGGGGUUUUUGACAAUUCAGAACUAGCGUUGUAGUUAUUCUGAGCUAUGUUUGUUAUUCUGAGUGAUGCUUGAUGUUGUUUUUGCUUGCUUUUGUGGGAUUGUAAUCAAUUAGACUCCAUUUAUUCAUUUAUUUGCAAUUUCUAAUCAAUAAACAUUGUCU